AUGUUCUCAGCUUUAAUUUUAUUUCUUUCGUUCUUUUCAUGGGCUCUGGCUGCAGGUCUACUCACCGCUAAUGCUAAAUUAUAUGCAAAGGGGGCAGCCGCUGCUGCUCCUGAAGUGCUACUCGGAUAUCUCACGGUGAACAAUACAGCUUACUUGGGAGCCAGUGCAACCUCCACCAACACCUUCAAUAUAGAUAAUGAAACCGCACUCCUUACUGGAAACGAUGGUAGAUUCUGUGUUGUUCUGACAACCAAUUUCUUCACUUUUGCUACAGCUGCUGGUACAGCACAAUUUUCAAUUGUGCAAGCAGCAGGAGAUCGUUUGCAAGUUACUUACAAAGGAGGUAAUAUUUAUUUAUGUAAUUCAACUACAUUAGGAGGACAAGUCCUUUCUACUGUUACUAAUACAGCAACUCCCGAUUUAUGUCAAAUUGUCACCUUGUACUUUGCUGCUGGAUCUACUCUUGUUCCUCCUCCUCCACCACCACCUCCUCCACCACCUCCACCACCUCCUCCUACAGAUCCUACUACAGAUCCUACUGAUCCAACAGAUCCUACUGAUCCUACAGAUCCUACUGAUCCUACAGAUCCUACAAAUCCUACUGAUCCUACUGAUCCUACAGAUCCUACAGAUCCUACUGAUCCUACAGAUCCUACUGAUCCUACAGAUCCAACUGAACCUACAGAUCCAACUGAACCUACUGAUCCUACUGAGCCUACCGGCGAGGAAACUGGUAGUGAACCUACCGACGAACCAGAACCUUCCUUGGCUUCUCUUUUCGCUGUAGAUGAAGAUGGAAGCAAGAUAGCAUUGAGAACCAUUGAGAUUUUGGAAAAAGCAAAUGAUACUGCUGAUGACAUUGCCAAACGUGACAAUAGAAAAGCUAUUGCCGGACUUACUUAUUUGGUAGCAGAUACUGCAGAUGCUUCUGGGUUCUACAUCAAAGAUGGCAAGCUUUACAAUGCUGAUGGUCUCGAAGCUGUUAAUGAAGAUUCCAAAUUUAUUUCAUUUGCAUCCGAAGGAGGAUUGACAGGAUUUGAGCUUUCAGAUAGUGGAGAUAUAUCUUACACUGGAGAAGGUUCAUUCUAUUACUGUUACUUAGAUGGAGGUGAUGAUACUUUCAGAGCAAUUUCUCUUGAAGAUAUCGGAUCUUGUAAUGUUACUUCACUUGUAUUAGAAGAUAGUAGCGAAGAAGAAGAUUCUUCUACCACGAUCACUACUGUUCUUCUCUUCACUGAAACUAGUACCAUUACCGAAUGUCCAGAGUCAGUGACCGAUUGUCCAGACUUUUUAAUAAUCGUCCAUACUGUGACUACAACAUACUGUCCAGACACGGAACAUGGUCCAUAUACAAUCACUUUAUAUGCAGCAGUAGAGACUGGAGAAGAAACUGAAACAUUUACAACGACAAUUUGCGAAACAGUAUGUGAAACUUCUUCCAUCCAACCUGAUUCCCAGGCAACAGAAAUCCCUAUUUUUAAUGGAGCCGCCACUUUAACUAGUGGGGUUGGUUUAGCUAUUGCAGCAGGUAUCGUAUUUUUACUUUGA
Messenger RNA from Scheffersomyces amazonensis, 1548 nucleotides. RefSeq lists its product as uncharacterized. The record is from RefSeq and is a predicted model, not a curated record. The transcript has a single exon. Lineage: Eukaryota; Fungi; Ascomycota; Pichiomycetes; Serinales; Debaryomycetaceae. The coding region runs from base 1 to 1548 and encodes 515 amino acids.